Messenger RNA from Labrus bergylta (ballan wrasse), 6211 nucleotides. RefSeq names its product PHD and ring finger domains 1 (gene phrf1). The record is from RefSeq and is a predicted model, not a curated record. Lineage: Eukaryota; Metazoa; Chordata; Actinopteri; Labriformes; Labridae.
CGAUAGCAGCCGGUGGUGUCACUCAACAACUGUGGAGACUUCAUAUUACUCUUACUUACCAAUACCUCGUAUUACUUAAUAGGGUUUACUUGAUAGAAGAGCUGUCAGGAAAACAAUUCAGCAGUCGCUCUGAUGGUCAGCCAUGGAUGAAGAUGACAGCCAAGAUGAGCUGAUCAACCGAAGUACAUCCCACAACAAAGGAAAAAGGGCUGCUUUGUGGGCCAUCUCAGAUGACUCAGAGGACAAUGAAGCGGAGUCUGAUGAGGGAGAAUCUGACAGUGGAGAGGAAGAAGAAGAGGAGGAUAAUCUAGAUGGAGAGGACGAUGAAGAAGAGGAGGAGGACGAAGAGGAAGAGGAUGAUGAAGAGGAGGAAAAUGCUAAGGCUGAGGGUGGAGCUUUCGGGGGAACCUCUGCAGACCUUGCAGAGAUGAGCUCCGAUGAGGACGCAGAUAAGUGUCCCAUCUGCCUUAACUCCUUCAGCAGCCAGCCUGUUGCCACACCAGAGGACUGUGAGCAUUACUUCUGCCUCGACUGCAUCCUUGAGUGGGCCAAGAAUGCAAACUCUUGUCCUGUAGACCGUAUUGCCUUCAACAGCAUCUACCUAAGAAAAUGUUUUGGAGGCAAAGUGAAGAAAGUGAUCACCGUACAAAAGCCUGUGAAGGAAGGUCAGGAGGAAAUCAUAGAUGUGGACCUGGAGCAGACCAACUGUGAGGUGUGUGGGAGCAGCGACAGAGAAGACCGCCUCUUGCUUUGUGACGGCUGCGAUGCUGGGUAUCACAUGGAGUGUCUCACGCCACCUCUUGACUCCGUUCCUGUAGAGGAAUGGUUCUGUCCUGAGUGUGUAGCCAACAACCGCAACUCAAGGGGCACAGCUGAAGAACUCAGUGAAACAGAGAGCCUUCCAUCUUCCGCCGUUCCUACCACUAGUCGCUCCCAGUCCCGCGCUCCGGGUCCAACCAGAGCUAUCGCACGGACACAGCAGAGUGAGAGAGUCCGAGCUAAUGUCAACCGACAUCGCAUCACACAGGCACGCACAUCGCAGCUGGCUCCCACAUAUAUGAUGCAGUCCACUUGGCUUGAUGAUACUAUUAAUGCUGUGGUGGCCGGGCUCAAUACAGCUGUUUAUAUAAGGAACUUCGCACCUCGCAUCCCAUCCAGCCGCCGGCGCAAGACUGUUAGGCGCAGAAGGACCAAGAAGACAUCUUCCGCUAAGGGUAGAACAGGAAAAGCAGGAAGUACAGGAGUCAAGAGGAGGAGACGAAGAGUGAGAAGGACUAAAUCCAGAAGAAAGCUGGCGUUGAAAAAGUCAGCCAAUGCUCGAAGUCGUAUUGCUAAUAAUCUGGGAAUUGUAAAGGACAAGAAAAGCUCUUCGCUGCCUACAGUGUACCGUCCAUCAGAGCACACGCUCAGCAACAUGCGUGCUGACAUAGGUGCUGCAUCCCUCUCUAUCUACGGAGAUCCAUUUGACCUGGAUCCAUUUACGGAUCGUGAGGAGGAAGAGCAGCAGCACGGCCAUGUGACAUCACUGUUAGAGGCCAAAAGACGAGGGAUCUCUCGCUCUGCUCUUCGAUCCCACCAGCCUGUAGCUCGUCCAGUCACUGGAAGCCUUUCUCGGAGGGCUAUAGAAGUCCCCCAAUCAGGAGGUGUUGUGGAGGCGGCUCCCGUGCCUGACCUGCUGGGCAGCAUUCUCACAGGACAGAGCAUGCUCCUGAUGGACAGCUCUGAUGUUGUUAUUAACCGAGAUGGUUCCCUUAAAUCUGCAAAGCCAAUGAUACCCUCUGCAUCAAAGCCAGGUUGCAGCUCAGGUGACGCCAGCCCCCACAUCAAUCCAGUGAUGUCACCCAACCAAGGAGAUGCAUGUCCGCUGCUCCACAACAACGGAGACCUACCAGGAUCUUCACAUAACCCCACAAGCAGACCUUUCUCCCAGAGCUCCUCUCGCUUACCCCACAACAUGCCCCCCUCAGCUAGCCGCAUCCAGCCCUCUCCCCAUUCUGAUUUACCACCCCGAGGUCAUCCCAGUUUGCAGCCACCUCGACCAAUCAAACCAACCCAUUCUACUGAUCAUCGAGGAACAAAUAGAGUAAUAGACUCCACCCACCCCACCUUAGACUCCAGCUCCAAGAACAACCAGCCUAAAAAAACACCUAUAAAGCCUAUGUGGGUAGAUGUCUCAGUUCUUCCUAGGAUACCAAAAAUAAAAAAGGAGAGCAGUGAUGCCAUAUAUUGCGGAACUAGUCCAGAUGCUGGCAGUGGCAGUGAUAAAAGUAGUAGUAGUAGGGAAAGUAUUAGUAACUCUACUCCCAGCCGUAAUGUUUAUGGCAUGCCAGAUACGGCCAUAAACAGCCUGGCUGGGGACAAGGGAAGGCAGCAAAGUGUAGACCAGCAAAAGGGCAGAGCUGAAGGUCGACAGAGACCUGACGGAGCAUCCUCAUCAUCUGCCUUCUCAAACUCAUUCUCCUCUUCCUCCUCCUCCUCCACUGGGUUUCCUUCCAGCCAGUCACAUUAUUCAUCCUCUUCAGCAGCUUCGUCAUCCGUGAGUUUCCGCAUUAACUCCAGCGGGAACUCCUGGCAGUCAAGGCGGCUCAGCGUGCCGUCAUCCUCUUCUUCUGCUGGAGGUGGCACGCAGGAACAUAGGAGCAAAAAGGAAGAUGACGUGAGGAAGAAACAGCUGCACAGGGAUAAAGAGAUGCUCCUGGCAACGCGGACACAGGUUAAAAAGGAACAAGACAGCGAUACUAUCUAUGAUCCGUUUGAUCCCACGUUGUCAGACUCGAGCAGCUCAGACGAUGAAGCUGAGCGCUCCCAAAGCACCUCACGUGAGGUGAAAGCUCCUCGUUUAGGAAACAGGAAGAAUUUAGUGCAAAACAAGCAGGACCUAGUUCAUGUGAAAACUGAAACACAGGAGAUUGAGGUCUCUCCAGAAGAACCAAGGGGAUCCAGAGCUCAGGAAAACACAUCACAGGAGGUCAGAUGCUCAGAGGUAUUUGUAAAGACUGAAAAAGAAUCAGGAUUAUUAGACCCUGAGCCUGAAACACUAACAUUUCCUGACACUAAUUUUAAGAAAGAGCCAGGGUUAGAUGGGGAAGAAAUGACCGGACAUAGAGUAAACAGUACAUGUUCAGCGAUAGCAGGCAACCCUCCACCUGUUCAUCACAGCGUUGUUCAUAUAAAGACCGAGAGAGUGACUGCAGAAGUGAACGAGGUGAGAGUUGAAAGGUCACACAAUGCAGCCCCCAACUCUGAGAACAAUGCCCCCGCAUCCAGCUCUGCUCCCAUCAAGAAGAAACUAAAGGCAGAAGUCAAAACAGAGUCAGAGUCCCCAUCAAGAGAUUUGGACCAUAAGAAGAAAACCUCUCAUGCAUCAAAGGAGAGGCGCUCUAGCAGUUCAGACACAGAGAGAGGCAGGAGAGGAGACCAUCACACGUCGAGCACAGGAGGCCAGCAUAAGGAAAAAGAGAAGAACAAGGACAGAAGUUCCAGGCGAUCCAGGUCCAGAGAGAGGAGGAAGGCAUGCUCAACCUCAGAAAGCUCUCAGUCCAACUCCCCUGACAGGAACCGCAUAAAGAGACAACGGUCUCGGUCACGAUCAAAAGACAGGAGGCGAUCCAGGUCCGGCUCCAGCUCUAGCAGCAGAGAGCAUUCAAGGAGAAAAAAACAUAAACAAAGAAGCAACGAGAGAACUGAUGGCAGAGAGAGAGAACCUGAGAAAAGAAGACCGCCUAAAGACAAGAGACAUGCUCGAUCUCGCUCGAAAUCUCUCUCUAGAUCACGUUCCAGAUCGAGAUCAAAGGACCGUAAACGUGGUCGUUCUCGCUCAAAAUCACGGUCCAAGUCACGGUCGAGAUCCAGAUCCAAGGAAAGGAGAAAAGACCACACUCGACCUCAACAGUCGUCGCUCCCCUCUAAAGACAAGCAAGAGUCGAGGUCCAAAGACAAGAGGAGACGAAUGUCUAGGUCCAGCUCCAGAGAGAGAAGACAAGACAAAGGCUCAUCAUCCAAGAGUUCACAGACAACGUCUGGGUCGAGUGCUUCAUCCUCUAAAGACACAAAACCAUUAAAGAAAAAGGAGAAGGAUAUCUCUGGAAACUCCCUCAAGGUGGAGAAAGCUACUUCUGUGAAAAAAGAGGACACUCCUAUCUGCACUGCUGUCUCUGAAGUGACAAAGCAAGGCAAAGACCUCAAAACAGAGAGCCAGGCUACAACAGCAGAAACGUUUAAGGAGUUUAAAGUUGGAAAAGAAAUUAAGAAAGAAAAACAACCAUGUCUGGAUAUGUUUGAAGAUACUCCUAUUAUUAAACCAAUUAAAGAAGAAGUAACUGACACCCUUGUUUGGGAAGGAACACAUGAGGAAGGGAACAAAGAAGAACCAGUUAAGACUGAGAGAUGUGAAAUGCUAAUAAUUAAAUCUGAGCUAAGCUCCCCAGAAUUAUGCGCCUUACCCUCUGUCACCUCGUUGUCUUCACUCACAGCACCUGUGAAAUCUGACAGCCUUCAGGAUUCAGUCCCUCAGUCUCACCACAAGGCUUCUGCUGAUCAACCAAACACUGUCGAGUCGACGCUCUCCGUGAAGCAGCAAGUCCUGCAACCCUCCGACUCAGAUGAUGAUUUUAAUGUGGAUGUGAUGCUCGACAACCUGGACUAUGUAAAGUCAGAGCCCACCGGGGGAAGCGGUGCAACCAUCAAACAGGAGAAGGACACAGAGGGGGGAAAGAAUGAAGGAGAGCAGGUGUCGUCUUUACUAGGAGCUAAAUCAAAGACUCAUGUGAAGAGGGUUACGUGGAAUAUACAGGAGCCUGAGGGGCCGCAGCCAGAGAAAUCGUCAAGCAAACUGGCUCUUUAUAAACUGAGGCUGAAGCAGGAAGGACUUCGCAGACCUUCCUCGACGUCCCAAUCAACCAGUCAGGAUAUCACUGGAACUGCGAGUGACGCCUCCAGAAAGGGUUCUCGCUCCUCUAGAUCUGAUGCUGCAAAACCAGAGGGGUUACCAACCACUGGACAACUAGAGUCAGAGGAAGGGGAUACGUUGAACAAAGACAAGCAGUACUACCUGAAGAAGCUUCACAUGCAGGAGAGAGCUAUAGAGGAGGUGAAGCUAGCCAUUAAACCUUUCUACCAGAGGAGAGACAUCAACAAGGAGGAAUACAAAGAGAUUCUGCGCAAAGCCGUCCAGAAGGUGUGCCACAGCAAGAGCGGAGAGAUCAACCCAGUCAAGGUGGGAAAUCUAGUCAAGGCAUAUGUGGACAAAUACAAGCAUGCCAGAAAACACAAGAGAGGAGAGGACACAGGGAGGGAACAGGAGGCUCAGACUGAGGGCAUGAAAACCUCUGACAGCCCCUGAAAGAGAGAGGUUUGAACUACAAGCAGGACAGCCACACAUGAACAACACUCAUUCAUAUAUUUAGGUAUGUUUUCCAACUGAAAUAACUAAGAUUUGCUCACCGCUUCAAGAUGGAAUACUUUCUGAAUGUUAAUAUUUUCAUCUCGGCUAAAUCUUGAGAACAAGUUCUUUAUGCUGAAUCACUGAACAGCAAUGUCUCGAGACAUUCGUCUCGAGAUUUUUGUGUAGUGCAGCUCAUACAAACCAGUAGGAGACUUUGAGGUUUUGCCUAAAAGAGGCAACUCUGAGACUCUUCCAUGGAGCUGGAAAUCAGGUAGCUUUCUCCACAUUUGUUUUUCUAUGACUGUCUUUGUUUUGUGGGAGGGAGGGAGGGGGGAGGGGUAUUUAUCAGUGUCAUGGUUGAGAAGUGGUGUAAGUAUGCAGAGUAUGCAUAUUUGAGGCAAAAGACACAGUUAUGCAAUUUUGUAGAAAAUCCGAGUAAUACAGAAACAAUUUUAGAGUUGGUUGUAAAUACUAGAUUUGAUAUCCUCUCUUAUGUUCCUCUCUUGUGCUGCCUGUUGCGAUUAGCUGGUUAUAUAAAUGGAAACUCCAGUAGAAUAGAUGUAUGUUAUAUAAAUGAAAGCCUCUGUGAUCUGUCUCCUACAUUUCUAAUCUCCAUGUCUAAUGAGCCAAACGUAGUCCAAUCACUUUUUCUUAAAAAAACAGCCUCUUCUGUUCAAAAAAACGUAUUCUUAAGUUCUCAUUAGUGAAGCUUUUUUUUUGACCCAUGACUGAAGUGUAUGAAACAAGUUUUAAAGAACAAGGAAAUAUUUUGUUUUUGUGCCAAACGCAUCAAAAUAAUAUGAAUAAAAAGAGGCAUCAUUUCUCUGA